Aspergillus sclerotioniger CBS 115572 is the source of this 2111-nucleotide messenger RNA. It is a transcript of the gene spb4, whose product is annotated as ATP-dependent RNA helicase SPB4. The transcript is spliced from 3 exons. Lineage: Eukaryota; Fungi; Ascomycota; Eurotiomycetes; Eurotiales; Aspergillaceae. Gene Ontology annotation, molecular function: ATP binding; RNA helicase activity; nucleic acid binding. Gene Ontology annotation, cellular component: nucleolus. The record is from RefSeq and is a predicted model, not a curated record. Bases 104 to 2017 code for a protein of 637 amino acids.
AUCGACUCCACGGCGGGACUGCGCAGGUUUCAUUGUCCCAGUUGGCUUUGAUUUGGACCCAGGCUGUGACGCUGGAGAACUGCAGAAUCCCCAUUCACCGACAAUGGCCCCCAAACCGCCGCCUGGCACGUCUGCCAGAGCCUGGGAUGCAAUAACCCCCGCUCUGUCGGAUUGGGUGCUGGAUGCCGUUUCCUCCAUGGGUUUCACACGGAUGACCCCCGUCCAGGCGUCUGCCAUUCCUCUGUUUAUGGCGCACAAGGAUGUCGUUGUUGAGGCUGUCACUGGAAGUGGAAAGACUCUAUCUUUUCUGAUCCCGGUUGUUGAGAAGCUUUUGCGCCUGGAAGAGCCGCUUAAGAAACACCAUGUCGGCGCCAUCAUCAUUUCUCCGACCAGAGAGCUCGCAUCACAGAUCUACAAUGUAUUGACAUCCUUGCUCGCCUUCCAUCCUCCAUCUGCCUCCGCUAUCACCCCCUCCGACGAAGACGACAAUGUGCCUCGUCAGAAAUAUCCUUCCUCCACCCUUAAAGUUGUCCCGCAGCUCCUUCUCGGCGGUUCGACAUCCCCAGCAGAGGAUUUGAGUACCUUCCUGAAGCGAUCCCCGAAUUUGCUAGUGUCAACGCCGGGACGGCUGCUGGAGUUGCUCUCGUCGCCCCAUGUUCACUGCCCUCAGUCGUCUUUCGAAAUGCUAGUCAUGGACGAAGCAGACAGGCUUCUGGAUCUUGGAUUCAAGGAUACACUGCAGAACAUCUUGCGCCGCCUACCCAAGCAACGGCGGACAGGAUUGUUCAGUGCCAGCGUCAGCGAAGCCGUGGAUCAGAUUGUCCGGGUCGGUCUGCGCAAUCCCGUCAAAGUCAUGGUUAAAGUAAAGGGCACCGCGGGUGUCCAGGAUAAGCGUACCCCCGCCAGCUUGCAAAUGACAUAUCUCGCAGUUCCUCCAACACAUAAAUUCCCCGCCAUUAAGCACAUCCUCUACUCGGUUGAGCCAACUCCUCAAAAAACUAUCUUCUUCGUGUCGACAUGCUCGGGCGUGGACUACCUCUCUGCGAUCCUUCCUUUGAUUCUAGGCGACGAUUUCCAGUUGAUACCCCUGCAUGGUAAACACCAAGCAAAUGUUCGUGAAAGGAACUUCAACCGCUUCGUGAACUCGCAUACUCCCGCCAUUCUCCUGACCACCGACGUUGCUUCUCGUGGUCUAGAUAUCCCUUCGGUCGACCUCGUAAUACAGAUUGAUCCCCCUUCCGACCCGAAGAGUUUCAUCCACAGGUGCGGCCGUGCAGGACGAGCUGGUCGAAAGGGACUGAGUGUCGUCCUACUCCACCAAGGACGAGAAGAAGACUACGUUUCCUUCCUAGAAGUUCGCAAGACCCCAGUCGGACCGUACCCCCACGCCCUCACCAUAUCAGAUGCAGACGCCGCUGCGGCCACGAAAACGGCUCGCAAAGCCGUACUUGCGGACCGUGCAUUACAUGAUCGUGGUCAGAAGGCUUUUGUCAGCUGGUUCAGAAGCUACAGCAAGCACCAAGCAAGUAGUAUAUUCCGCGCUGCAGACCUGGACUGGGAAGGCCUAGGCAAUGCGUGGGGUCUACUGAAACUCCCAAAGAUGCCGGAGUUGAGAAAUUUCCAAGGCGAUAAGACCCUUGGUGUGAAUGUCGACUGGGAAAACUACACAUACAAGGACAAACAGCGGGAGAAACGCCGGCAGGAACAGCUGCAGGAGAGUGCCGAGAAUGGCAUUGCAGAUGAUCAAUUCACGGGGAAGAAACGGACUGUUGAGAGCGUCGCUUGGAGCAGGAACCUUGAUAACCGGAACAAGAAGCAGAAGCGCAGAGAGCUCAAGACUGUCCGUCAACAAAAGGACAAAUGGGAGAAGAUGACAGAAGAAGAGCGUCAAAAGGUUAUAGAGACAGAGAAAAUGAUCGAGCAGAUCCGGGCAAAGAACGAAGAAGAGCGACAGCUUAAACGUGCAGCCAAAGACAAGGGAGCGGAUGACGAGGACGAAUUCGAGGGUUUCGAUUGAUCUAGCAUACCGGCUUGGAUCUUUAAAUCUGUCUCAUAUUACCUUGAUACCAUUCAUGUGUCUAUAGACUCUUGCAAUCUAUAUCCAUUCAACA